UGCUAACCUACGCCUCUCUUGUCUUCUUCUCUCUAAUUUCCUGGAAGACGGAACUUUCCGACGACUCCGCGACGGAGACUGAAAUCCGCUGACUAUCACAUCUCCUCUACCUUCCUCUCUGACUCUCGCCUCCGCGCCGGAGAGAUUAACUGCUGCAUCAUUUUGAUUGGUCAACAUACGCCGCUGCUGCUGGUGCUGGCGGUGUGUUUAUGCAAGAGGGGGAGGGGGGAAAGAAGAUGGGAGUUUCGGAGAAUUCGAAGGGGCUGAUACUGGCUGUGGCGUCCAGCGCGUUUAUCGGUUCGAGCUUCAUCCUCAAGAAGAAAGGGCUCAACCGAGCUGCUGCUUCCGGUACUCGUGCAGGAGUUGGAGGUUAUACUUAUUUACUAGAGCCGCUAUGGUGGGCUGGCAUGAUUACCAUGAUUGUUGGUGAGAUUGCAAAUUGUGUGGCUUACGUUUAUGCUCCUGCCGUUCUAAUCACUCCCCUUGGUGCAUUAAGUAUAAUUAUCAGUGCAAUUUUAGCACACUUCAUGCUGAAUGAGAGAUUGCAAAAGAUGGGAGUUGUUGGCAUUGUUUCUUGCAUUGUUGGAUCAGUAGUGAUUGUUAUCCAUGCACCUCAAGAGCAUACUCCAAGUUCUGUAGAAGAAGUAUGGAAUUUAGCGACUCAGCCAGCUUUUGUGAUGUAUGUAGCUGCUACAGUCUCAGCAGUGUUUGCUUUGAUUUUACACUUUGAACCACGAUCUGGUCAGACAAACAUGUUGGUCUACUUAGGAAUAUGCUCCUUGAUGGGGUCGAUCACUGUUGUGAGCGUCAAGGCAAUUGGGAUAGCUAUUAAACUUACUCUAGAUGGGAUAAAUCAGAUUACUUAUCCUCAGACAUGGUUUUUUCUCAUGGUAGCAGGAAUAUGUGUCAUUACACAGUUAAAUUAUUUGAACAAGGCGCUAGAUACGUUCAAUGCAACCCUUAUUUCUCCAGUGUACUACGUUAUGUUCACAACUCUCACUAUCGCUGCUAGCGCUAUAAUGUAUAAGGAUUGGGCGGGCCAAGAUGCAAGCAGCAUAGCAUCCGAGAUAUGUGGGUUCAUCACUGUCCUUUCAGGCACUAUCAUACUUCACUCAACAAGAGAUCAGGAACCUCAUCCUUCGUCACGAGGUAAGACGUCUUGGCUUGUUGCUGUUUUGCUAUUUCUAAUCGUUUGGGUAUUAUGGUCAGGAACUACAUAAAUAAAUUCCUGAAAGAAUGAUUUCUGCCCGGUUGGUUGUUUUGUGUUUGACCUCCUGACAGUCACCGUGCAAAUUGUUUCGUGGUUGAUGUGCUAUUGCCUCCCUUCAGCGAGGCAGUCUGCACUUGCUCAUUAUAUUACCUAUAUUCCUCAUUUGCAGGAACCGUGACAUGGUAUGUCAGAAGCGAUUCAUUCAAGAACCCAGACCAGGAACAUUUACUCGACAUUCUUGAAACCGAACCAUAAUAAGUAGUGAUCUUUGGAUCAACACUCAAGCUCUUAAAUUUGCAAGCUAGGAGUGGGGUUCAAUCUUCUGCGUGAGCGCGUCGUGAGAGCAGGCGUACCGAACUUGAUGAACAUACCAGUUUGUUCUCAUUGCAGGAGCAUCGAGAUUAACCCGACGCCAGAAACCAGACCCGUCUCCGAUGUAUAUGUACACAGAGUGGUGGUGUGAUAAUGGUAGGGUGAUUGGUACUUUGGUAGGGCUUGUACUUAUUUUGCCUUUCAGGGUGUUAAUUUGAUUCUUUACCUGUAUUAGGUGUCUCAUUUGUUUGUUAUAGUUAAUAUUUAAUAGUAGUAGACAACUAGGGAUGGCAAUUUCGACCUGACCCGAUUUACCCGACCUGUUUGGCCUGUUUUGGGCGGGUCAGACCCGCCCUGUAGGCGAGGCGGGGCGGGCAUGGAUAUCUCUCAUCGACCCGACCUGUCCUGACCCGCCCCAUUCUCGACCCGUUCUUGCCUAACUUACAUAUAAUCUUAGUCAAAUUACUUAG
Messenger RNA from Linum tenue, 1992 nucleotides. NCBI's taxonomy places the organism in Eukaryota, Viridiplantae, Streptophyta, Magnoliopsida, Malpighiales, Linaceae. The record is from the annotation of a GenBank genome assembly.